AUGAUGUCUUGGUUAAGGGAAAAACACCGUCGUGUCCAAUCUUUCAUGAAUGAUCUAAAAUUGAAUCCUAGGUCCUCUAGUUUGCGAAAAUUGGCUCACAACAAAAAUUGUGGUUUUAGUCUCGGAAUCAAAAUUGCAGCUACGCAUCUGCAAUUGUCCAUAAACUCCGGUUCAGGCCAAUCCUCCGAGAAAAUUGGUUCUAUAGAUAUACAAUAUGUCGGAUUGGGGUCCAGUUUUCGUGGCUGUGGUGCUGUUCAUUCUGUUGACUCCGGGUCUUCUGAUUCAGAUGCCGGGUGGGAACCGGUUCGUGGAGUUCGGCAACUUCCAGACUAG
Molecule: messenger RNA, 333 nt
Organism: Fraxinus pennsylvanica
Lineage: Eukaryota; Viridiplantae; Streptophyta; Magnoliopsida; Lamiales; Oleaceae
Source: the annotation of a GenBank genome assembly